AUGUUUGGGUGUCAGAGGGCAGACAGACGACAGUGGUGGCCCGGUCCUGAUGGAGACGAGCAGACGGAGCCGUGUCCACGCAGCACCCUGCUGGACCAAAGCCGGCGGCACCGGACAGCGUUCACGCGGGAGCAGCUGUCCCGGCUGGAGCAGGAGUACGGCAAGGAGAGCUACGUCUCCAGGCCCCGCCGCUGCGAGCUGGCCACGGCGCUCAACCUACCGGAGACAACGAUCAAGGUGUGGUUCCAGAACAGGAGGAUGAAGGACAAACGGCAGAGACACUCCUUGCCAUGGCCCCACCCUCUUGUCGACCCACUGGGGGCACUCCUGAUGGGCCGUGCCUCUCCUUCCUCCACCUUGCCGUACCCUUUCAUCCCACCCCACCUCCCACACCUGCCCCUCCACCACCACUACCCCCUGGCUCUCUCCUCACCAGCAUCUUCAGUUCACAGCCGCUACAGCUCGCCCAUUAGAGCCCUGGAUGCACUCCGCCUCUCCCAGUACCAUAACAGACCAGGGGGGCUGCCUCCAACCACAGCAGCCCUCUACCCCUCCACCAGCAUCAUGCACCACCCCGCUUCAUGUCCCUGCCCCCUCUGCCUGCACUGGGGACCAGAACAACUGCUCAAAGCGAGAGGGGAGGCACUGAGCCAACCCCGGAGUCCCAAGGCCAACAUCCAGCCUGCCGGUCUGGAGCGGAGAGAAGAGAUGGUGUAA
Molecule: messenger RNA, 717 nt
Organism: Chelmon rostratus (copperband butterflyfish)
Lineage: Eukaryota; Metazoa; Chordata; Actinopteri; Chaetodontiformes; Chaetodontidae
Gene: eve1
Product: even-skipped-like1
Biological process (GO): regulation of transcription by RNA polymerase II
Cellular component (GO): nucleus
Molecular function (GO): DNA-binding transcription factor activity, RNA polymerase II-specific; RNA polymerase II cis-regulatory region sequence-specific DNA binding
Source: RefSeq, a predicted model, not a curated record